AUGACGAAGAAGAAGCCUAAGAAACCUACGGCUUCAAAGUCCUCGAAGCCAUCUCCUCCGGCGAAAUCUCCUCCUCCGGCGAAGUCGCCUCCUCCGUUGAAAUCUCCUUCUCCCAAGAUUGACGGGUUGGCCCUGUCUCUUCCCUCCGCGACUGUUUCUGAUGCACUAAUCAGCCUCCCAGCUGAUGAGGUUGCUCAACAAUCGAUUGAGAAGUCAGACCCAGUUCCCCAAUCUGCUAAGGCUCCGUCUGCUGAGUUUGUGAUCGCCGUCUCGUCGGCUGAUCCAUCCCCCGCGCGUGAUGAAGCCCAUGCGAAUAGAUCUGAGUCGAGCUCUGCUACUCCACAGCCGAGCCCCUCUGUUUCUCCCCCGGUAAAUCCUGCAACCAGUGUCGUAAAGGACGCUCCUUGCAGGCCUUCAAACCUACCUACUGUUGAUGCCAAAUCCCCAUGUUUGAGCUCACAAUCAGAUAUAGUGUUAGAUGCCGCACCCACAGUCUCCUCUGAAGUGGUUGUUGCAGGUGAUAAAGGUGUCGUGGAUGCAGGUUUAGCUCUGACAGGUUCAGAUGUGGGUCUAAACGUCUCAGCCACGAGCAAUGCGGCUCCUGGUGAUACCUGGUGUGACCACGCGAAAGGAAUCGGCACACGUCUAUCCAAGAAAGGAGAACCCUUUACGUUACCUUCGGGGGAGGCUUGCAUUAAGAUUCCGAACUCAGUCAUUGAGAAGAACAGGAAGUCUUGGGAGCCCUUGGUCUUAGGGCAGUUCUACUCGGAACCCCCGUCUCAAGGUACAUUACACAACAUUGUCAACGGAAUAUGGAGCAAAUACCACCGGGACAUUGUUGUUUCUAAAAUGGAGGGGUUCGCCUUUCUCUUCCGCAUACCUAACGCUGCAACAAGAAACAUGGUUAUUAAACAGAAACUCUGGCAUAUUGAGGGCCAAACCAUGUUCGUCGACAAAUGGGAACCGGGUGUUAUCCCCGCUAAGCCUGAGCUCUCCUCUGCCCCUAUUUGGCUGGAGCUUAGGAAGGUUCCGUUUCAGUUCUUCAAUGAGGAUGGUCUGGAGAGGAUCGCAGGACUGGUGGGUCAUCCGAAAUUCUUGCACCCCUCGACAGCUAACAAAACGAACCUGGAGGUGGCGAAAGUUUUCACCAUCAUUGAUCCUAGGAAGCCUCUGCCUGAGGCAGUUAACGUUCAGUUCGAGUCAGGCGACAUCUGCAGAGUCUUGGUCUCGAGUCCUUGGAUGCCCCCGGUUUGCGAGUCCUGUAAGGAAAUUGGUCACAUCUCCAAACGAUGUCCUCUUGCUCCUAAAACUUGUUCCCUAUGCAAAGCUGCUAACCAUGUGCAGGCUAACUGCCCUCUUAAAGGCAAGCAGAAUGCACCGGGAAAGAAGACAAGGCGCGGGAGGUCUAAGGAUAAACAGAAGUGGACCGCUGUGGAUCCACCCGUAACAAACAAGUCUCCUCUGAUUGGCAGUGGUAUUAGCCCAGUGCCUCCUGAGGUACCAGUUAAACCUCUGGAAUCUAAAUCUCCUAUUAAACCUUUGGAUCCUCAGGUGGUUCUAACUCGUACUGAGAUCCAGCUCCAUUCUAAGUUGGGGACGUCUCUAGAUACUGUUAGAGGAGAGUCAAGUGGCACAGCACUACUGCCUCAGCGUGAGCUAUUGAGGUGUGACUCAGGGACUUCUAGGGGCUCACAUUCUGAUGUUCAGUCAGAUUCGUCUGAUGUGGAAUCUUCAGAUUCUGAGCUAGAGGAAGGAGAAUUCAGUACCCACGAGCCGGAUUUUGAGGUUGUUCGUAACAAAAAGAGAUUUUCAGGUCAGAAAGGAUGGUCGUCUGAUGAUAACUACGGGUUUUCGCCUCUUGGCAAAAUAUGGAUCAUAUGGCACCCUUCCCUUCUGGUCUCGGUUAUCUACAAGUCGCUGCAGAUGAUCAUGGCUGAAGUAACUUGGCCAUCCUGUCAGUCGAAGUUCUUCAUCUCUAUUAUUUACGCUUCCAAUGAUGUGGUUGAGCGGGUAAGCCUCUGGGAGGAAAUUGCCUCGCUUGCUGCAACUUACGAUCUAGAUACAAAGCCAUGGAUUCUUCUUGGGGACUUUAAUCAGAUCAGGGAUCCGGUUGAGCACUCUAGUCCUCUCUCCUUGAAUAUGGACAAGAGAAUCAGGGAUUUUAACAAAUGUCUCAUCAACGAAAGUCUUGACGACCUCAACUUCAGGGAUACUACUUUCACUUGGUGGAAUAAACAGAAGUCUGCUCCGGUGGCCAAGAAGCUGGAUAGAUGUCUUGUUAAUGGCGAUUGGUACGCUGCUUUUCCUUCUUCGGUUGCUCUUUUUGGCAGCCCUGAUUUCUCAGACCAUGCUGUUAUGUCAGUUGGCCUGGACCCCAGCCGGGUUAGAACGAAAAAACCCUUCAGGUUCUAUAACUUUCUUAACCAGAACCCGGACUUCUUAGCUAUGGUUUGUGUCAACUGGUUUUCCUUCAACGUCACGGGUUUAGCAAUGUUUAGGUUAUCCUUCAAGCUUAAGAUGUUAAAGAAUUGUAUCAGGACUUUUAGUCACCAGAAUUACUCGGGUAUUGAGAGGAAGACAGCAGAGGCUCACACUAAACUGCUACUCGCUCAGUCCGCAAUGCUGUCUGCUCCUAACCCGCUAAAUGCUUCCGUUGAGCUCCAAGCUAUGAAAGAAUGGGAAGAAUUAUCUUCUGCUGAAGCUGCCUUCUUCUUUCAAAGAGCUCACAUUAACUGGAUUACUUUGGGAGAUGGCAACAGCAGAUUGUUCCAUAGAUAUGCUGCCUCGCGGCAGGCUCACAACCAUAUUCACUACCUUUUUGCGGAUUCUGGUGAAAAGAUUGAUUCUCAGGCGGGUAUUGAAAACCUGUGCGUUGGUUAUUUCUCUGACCUUCUUGGCAGUGCAGUAUCUCAGCCCAUGUUUGUCCAAAGUGACCUUGAUCUACUCUUUGAUUUUAAAUGCUCUGUGGAGCAGGUUGAUAAGUUUCAGGCAGGCUUCACUUCAGAGGAUAUCAGACAUGCUUUCUUCUCUCUACCCAAGAAUAAAAUGGGAGGACCGGAUGGUUACACGACUGAAUUAUUCACUGCUGUUUGGUCAGUGAUUGGCCCGGAGGUUACUGAAGCCAUUCUGGAAUUCUUCCAAUCAGGCCGUCUCCUCAAGCAGUGGAAUGCAGCGUCCCUGGUGCUCAUACCGAAAAAGCCUAAUGCGUCUCUUACUACUGAUUUUAGACAAAUUUCUUGUCUCAACACUGUGUACAAGGUGAUCUCUAAGCUUCUUGCUUCCCGGCUGAAGGAGAUCCUCCCUCUUAUGGUUUCUAAAUCCCAAUCGGCCUUUCUUCCGGGACGCCUCCUAGCGGAAAAUGUUCUACUUGCGACAGAUCUGGUCAAUGGUUAUAACACUCAAGUGAUCACUCCCCGUGGAAUGCUGAAGGUUGAUCUGCGGAAAGCAUUUGAUAGUGUUAGAUGGGAUUUUAUCAUUGCCUCCUUGCGUGCUCUGGCAAUCCCAGAAGGCUUCAUCGGACUUAUCUCUGAAUGUAUCUCCACUGCGUCUUUCUCGGUCUCAGUCAAUGGAUCCUCGAGUGGUUACUUCAAAAGUAGUAAAGGGAUCCGCCAAGGCGAUCCCUUGUCCCCCUACCUCUUCGUUCUAGCAAUGGAGAGUCUUUCUAGGCUGUUAACGUCCAGAUACGCUGCUGGUAAUAUUAAUUAUCAUCCUAGAACCGACCAACUUCAAAUCUCUCAUCUCAUGUUUGCGGAUGAUGUGAUGAUUUUCUUCGACGGUAGUAGCAACAGCCUUCAUGGCAUCUCUGAAUGUUUGGAUGACUUUGCCUCAUGGUCUGGUCUCCACAUGAACACUUCUAAGACAGAGUUGUUCACCGCUGGCCUUGACCCUAUAGAGUCCACGGCGAUUACGGGUUACGGCUUCCCGGCUGGGAAUUUUCCUAUUAGAUAUUUGGGUCUCCCUCUUAUGAGCCGGAAGCUCAAAAUCUCAGAGUACUCUCCGCUAAUCAACAAGAUAACUUUGAUUUUUCAAUCUUGGGCUUCCAAAAUCCUCUCUUUCGCCGGUAGACUACAGCUCCUCAGGACUGUAAUUUUUGGCACGGUUACGUUCUGGCUCUCUGCGUUCAUGCUGCCGAAGGGUUGCAUUCAGGCUAUUGAGGCUCUUUGUGCUCGUUUCUUAUGGUCAGAUAAAUCCUUCUGGUCCAUUGAAGCUUCAGUUAGCGAUUCUUGGGCUUGGAAAAGGCUCCUGAAGCUUCGCCCUCUGGCACUCCAGUUCUGUAAAACUGUUGUGGGUAAUGGGCGCUCAGCUAGCUUCUGGUUUGAUGUCUGGACUCCCUUGGGCCAGCUAAUCACGUAUCUGGGGCCGCUGGGUCCGAGAGCUCUGCGCAUUGGAAAGGAUGUUGUAGUUGCUGAUGCAACGCGAGGAUCAGAUUGGGUUCUACCUCAUCCUAGAUCACAACAGGAAGUUGAUCUUCACUCUUAUCUCACCACUAUUUCGUUGCCUCUGUCUCAUGAUUGUGAUGAUAUGGUUGAAUGGAUUGCUGGUGAUUCCUCUUUAUGUAUUUUCAGGUCAGAUACAAUGUGGCAAGUACUGCGACCUAGAGAAGAGACCAAGGAUUGGGUGGAUGUCGUUUGGUUCAAAGGUUCCGUCCCGAAGCUCGCAUUCACAAUGUGGGUUGCCAAUUAUGAUCGCCUUCCCACCAGAACCAGGCUUGCGUCUUGGGGUAUUCCGAUCUCCGCUGAUUGCCCGUUCUGUUCAAGAGAUUUAGAGACAAGGGACCAUGUUUUACUAUCCUGUGAGUACAGUUGCGAUUUCUGGCGAGAGGUUCUGAUCCGGUGUAACCCUCCCUCCUCUAGGUUCACGGAAUGGUAUGAGCUUCUAUCAUGGAUUCGAGCUGCUACCUCGAAGGAGCUAAGGCUCCUGAGGAAAUUGGCUACGCACACAGUGAUCUUUCACCUAUGGAAACAGAGAAAUAACCUCUUUCAUAAUCAGACUUCCCUGCCUGCGACAACUGUUUUCCGUAGCAUAGAUAGAGAGAUGAAGAACAUUAUCUCCGCCAAGAAGCACCGUAAGGGGUUCAGUUCCCUUAUGGCGUUAUGGCUGAGAUAA
Messenger RNA from Brassica napus (rape), 5106 nucleotides. RefSeq lists its product as uncharacterized. Lineage: Eukaryota; Viridiplantae; Streptophyta; Magnoliopsida; Brassicales; Brassicaceae. Gene Ontology annotation, molecular function: catalytic activity; zinc ion binding; nucleic acid binding. The record is from RefSeq and is a predicted model, not a curated record. The coding region runs from base 1 to 5106 and encodes 1701 amino acids. The transcript has 3 exons.